Molecule: messenger RNA, 729 nt
Organism: Malaya genurostris
Lineage: Eukaryota; Metazoa; Arthropoda; Insecta; Diptera; Culicidae
Gene: Pa1
Exons: 2
Coding region: 216-653 (145 amino acids)
Source: RefSeq, a predicted model, not a curated record
CGAGAAAUGAAAAAAAAUCGGAGAGAAAAGUUUGAUAGUUAUGAAUGCUAAACAUAAAUUUUGUUUACCAACAAUUUAUCCGGUAUUUCGAAGUAAAAUGUUAUGGUUUGCUCUUUGCAAAUCAAAGUGUAAACGAUUGAAUUGAAACUGGCAAAGGAAAUAUAUACUAGUUGAACCUUUUAUAAUUCUGCCUUUCACUGUUGUACUUCAUAAUAAUGAGCACUGACGAUGAAAACUGGUCGAUGCAAUGCUGCGAAAUGGAUAGCCUGGUGCCAACUCCGGAGGAGCUAGAUAGCAUGUACGUUGCGCUAGAAAAUGGAACUUUUCCAUUUGAACUAAACUGGAAGUGUCCUGGUCGUCGGCCACCUUCACCAGUCCAAAAAGACGAACCCAAGGUGGCAGAAGUUGUGGAAAAGGACACGCCGACCAAAAACAAAGAGUUUGAUUUUAUGGACGACGUAGCCCUGCCACAAAUGCGAGUUCGGACGCAAAACAGCGGACCAAAAGGAUCCGCUAAGAAAAAGACUUCUAAUUUUGCUGGUGUGUUAGAUCAGAUUAAGAAACGGUUGCCACCACUAAAAGAGGGCUCCACCGGGACGGGUUCGAGUGGGAGUGGAGGACCAUCGACCGGUACUGCCGGGCCUACAAGUUGAAAAAUUAGAAUUAAUUAGCUUUGUAUGAGAGUAGAGUAAGACAAAAAUAUAACAUUUAUAAUAAAGCUACAUUAGA